This is a messenger RNA of Hydra vulgaris (swiftwater hydra), 849 nucleotides long. Its product is annotated as large ribosomal subunit protein eL6. Gene Ontology annotation, biological process: cytoplasmic translation; ribosomal large subunit assembly. Gene Ontology annotation, molecular function: structural constituent of ribosome; RNA binding. Gene Ontology annotation, cellular component: cytosolic large ribosomal subunit; ribosome. The record is from RefSeq and is a predicted model, not a curated record. Lineage: Eukaryota; Metazoa; Cnidaria; Hydrozoa; Anthoathecata; Hydridae.
AAGGGUCGGUUUUUCGGUUCUCGGUUUAUUUGAAGUACCAUCUCUAGUCUCUCUUUGAAUCCAAGAUUGCGCCGUUAAUGUCUUUUUAGUGGCCAAAUUUAACGACUGAUAUGGCAAAGCCUCACUCAUCUCGUAAUUCCUUACUUCCCGGAGGAAUCAGUCGUUUAAGUAGAAGUGCUGUGUUUAGAAAACGAGCAUUAUAUAAGAAAAAAAGGGUUCCAGUUAAAGCCAAAAAAGCUGAACCAGCAUUACCCAAAGUAAAGAAAAUCGGCGGAGAAAAAAAUGGAGGGCAGCGUACAUUGCCACUUGUUAAACAACCACGAUUUUAUCCUGUGGAUGAUGUCAAAAGACCAUUAAAACACAGAAAACAUCCUAAACCUCCAAAGCUACGAUCAAGCCUAACUCCAGGAACCGUUGUUAUUUUGCUAGCUGGGCGCCAUAAAGGAAAGAGAGUAGUAUUUCUUAAGCAGCUUCCAACUUCAGGACUUCUUCUAGUUACUGGUCCAUUCACUAUUAAUGGAGUGCCUCUUCGCCGUGUUCCACAAUCAUAUGUUCUUGCUACCAAGACUAAAAUAGAUAUAUCUAAAGUUAAACUUUCCAAGCAGCUAACUGAUGAUUUUUUUAAACGUCAAAAAAAGAAGGUUGCUAGAUCAAAAGAAAGUAUGUUUGAUGAAUCAGCUGAGGGUUACAAGCCAAGCGAGGAGCGUAAAUCUAGUCAAAAAGAAGUCGACGAAGCUUUAUUGCCUCUGAUCAAACCCGUUCCAUUGUUAACUAAAUACAUGAAAUCUCUCUUCACUUUAAGGAAAGGACAAUAUCCGCAUCAAAUGAUUUUUUAAAUCAAUGAUAAAA